This is a messenger RNA of Penaeus chinensis, 1398 nucleotides long. RefSeq lists its product as uncharacterized. The record is from RefSeq and is a predicted model, not a curated record. Gene Ontology annotation, cellular component: membrane. Gene Ontology annotation, biological process: G protein-coupled receptor signaling pathway. Gene Ontology annotation, molecular function: peptide binding; G protein-coupled receptor activity. The coding region runs from base 1 to 1284 and encodes 427 amino acids. Lineage: Eukaryota; Metazoa; Arthropoda; Malacostraca; Decapoda; Penaeidae. The transcript has 10 exons.
AUGACCAUUGGAGAUACCAAGAAAGGAGUAACUGUAUAUAGAACGUGUACGGAGAACGUGCAUCUUGUUACACGUAAGCCUAUGAUCAAUACUACUCUAAUCAAUGGAUAUGAGACGCAAUGUCGAAAGAAACAUUUAUUAGAUGUCUGGUAUCUCUAUCAAGGAAGUGUGAGGCAUCUGCAGGCUAAAGAUAUACGAGAAUUAGAUUACGUGGUCGAUUGGCUAAAGAUAUACGGGAGGGAUGCUGUGGCCGCUGUGUCUUGGUCGAUUGCUUGCAUCUCCGCUCCAGAGACACUUGUGGUUGCAAGCAGGGCGGACCAGACGCUCGGCCGGAAAGAUGGAGGUGGGCUCUCGGGCCUCGGUCAUCUCUGCCUCUGUCUCGUUCAUGCAGAAGGACUUAUUGUUGAAAUACUUGUGCUAUGGUCGCAAGGCCUAUUAUUCCACCAAGCGGCCGUGGACUGUGCGCGCGCCGCCAUCCUCAUCCCCCUCGGCCGGUCCAUCUACAACUGCGUGCCGGUCGCCAAGUGUUCAUUAGUGGAGACUGCCUUCCUGCUGCUUGUCACGGUUUCCACGAUCAACAUGUUAACAACGGUCCUCAACGACGCCCCUCUGCUGCCAGAGGACUCGGACCAGAAGCAGAUGCCGCUGCUGAUGGAGUCCCCUCAGUGUGUGCUCUUCGGUACCUUCAUGAUAUGGUUCGCUUCCAUCACCAUCAACUUGGGUCCCACGUUCCUCUCUGGGGCUCUGGCAGCUAACAUCGAUGAGGUCCACAACGCCCCUUCCUGCCCCCUUAUCACGGGUCCUCUCCGUCACUAUGUGCUCAACGUGCUCUGGAUCGUCAUCAACGUCCUCGUGGUGCUUCUCACGGUCUUCCACCUCUACAAGCUGUACAGGGACCUCUCCAACUCGUCCCUGGAGGCUGUGCGCAUCGCCUCGCUCGUGACCACCAUGAUCAGCGUCACUCAGCCUCAGAAUCAAGACCCCGAGGCCAGGGAGCACCGUCAGGUCAACAGCUACAUUAACCGCAUGGAGCGCGAGGGCGUCGAGAGGGUGAAGAUGUUCGUGGUGGUCACCGUCGCCUAUGUGGUGUUCUGGGGCCCGCUGUUCCUGGUCACGCUUCUCACGCCGUCGGGAGGCAAGUCGGGACUCAGCCACGAGGUCACCCUCCACGUAGCUUACGUCCACGCCUUCGUCAACCCAGCGCUCUUCCUCGCUCUCCACAAAGGUCUCCGGAAGGCGGUUACUGACAUCAUGUGCUGUCAUUGUUCCUCGAUGUACAGAUAGUUCCCUUGUAACAACCGAGGCACCGAUCUCUUAACUACCAUAAAAAUCCGACCCAUAACUGCCAUGAUUUCUGAAUCACAGCAGCUCUGACCUCUCCUGACACGCUGACCCUGG